GUUCAGUGACGGUCCGGCUGUUUUUAUGUCGACAAGUCCUAGAAAACAUUUAGAUCUCAUUCCAAAUUCUAACACUAAUUUCACGUUAUAUGGUUAAUUCUAAUCUCAAAGUGUGUUAUAGUGAAAACAAAGUGUACAGUGUGUGUUAUCAAGUGUAAUAAGAUAUGUUAUAGGAGUAUGGUUUGAUGUAUCAGUGUCACCAUGUUUUUGAGAGACAUAAUGAUGACAAUAUAGGAAAGAGAUGGGGAUUAAUCCUGUUAAAGUGAAAAAGGACGUUUUACUAUGGAUUUGAUGACGGAUCUCUCUACGAUAUGUCCGGGUCUCAUCGACGAACUGGAGGCCUACAUGGCGCCCGUAGGGGAUUACCCGCCGGACCGGAGACUCGGGAACCACCAACUCCCCGAAAGCCCCCCCGACUCCGGUUCCGAGAACCCCUACAGCCCCGACACCACCCACAUACCGGUCCUACCAGAAUACGUGGUCCCCUCGCACCUUACGGAGCUGGUGCCGGGAGACUACAUGUACGAGGAGUUGAAGGAUAACCUGGAUGUGGUGGUGAUGCCGCAGGAGGUGGAGCUGGGGGGGAGGUUGGAGGGGAUCUCCUAUCCUAGGUACAACCAAAUGCGGGUAGACCUUCCGGAGCUAGACCAGACCAUCAUCAGCCCUCAACUAGUGUCCAUUGGCCAUGAGACCUUAACACCAGUUUACACCACCCUACAAGAACCAAGCACGAAGAAGAGGAAGCACUCGCAAGAUGUUUCUCAAGUCAAAUGUGAACCAGCAGCUUUAUCACCAGAAACACACGUCCGCCCAGCGCCACCUUCCGUAGACGGGUCAGAAGCGGGUGACGACGUACCCCUUCAGUGCAUAAGAUUUGCACCCUUCCAGCAGAACUUGUGGCACACGCUGUACGACUGCAAUCUCAAACCACUCCAACCCCCCUCCUACGUUGUCGGCGCCGACAAAGGCUUCAACUUCUCCCAGAUCGACGAGGCCUUCGUCUGCCAGAAGAAGAACCACUUCCAAGUCACGUGCCAGAUCCAGAUGCAGGGCGACCCACAUUACGUCAAGACGAAUGAGGGGUUUAAGAAGAUUAGCGGGUUUAGACUGCAUUUUUAUGGUGUCAAAGCUGAAGACCCUAGCCAGGAGGUGAGAGUAGAACAAAGCCAGUCAGACCGCACGAAAAAACCGUUUCAUCCUGUACCAGUGGAAUUAAGACGCGAAGGAACAAAAGUCACUGUCGGCCGCCUCCACUUUGCAGAGACCACCAAUAACAAUAUGAGGAAGAAGGGACGACCCAACCCUGACCAGAGGCACUUCCAGUUGGUUGUAGCUCUGAGGGCGUAUGUUCCUAGUGGAGAUGUUAUGGUUGCUGCUAGUGCAAGCGACAGGAUUAUUGUCAGGGCAUCAAACCCGGGACAGUUCGAGUCGGACUGCACCGAGAACUGGUGGCAACGAGGCGUGUCAGACAACAGUGUCCACUUUAACGGUCGUGUUGGAAUCAACACUGACCGGCCUGACGAGUCCUGUGUCAUAAAUGGUAACCUAAAAGUGAUGGGUCACGUAGUCCAUCCAUCAGAUGCUCGGGCAAAGCACAACAUUGAGGAGUUGGAUACAGCGCAGCAGUUGAAGAAUGUUCAAAGCAUUAGAGUUGUCAAGUUUAACUACGACCCGUCCUUCGCCGAGCAUUCGGGCCUGCUCGGGUUCGACCCCACGUCCCCCGCCCCGCAGGCCGACACGGGGGUCAUUGCGCAGGAGGUGCGGCAAGUCCUACCAGAAGCAGUGAAGGAGGCUGGAGAUGUAACGCUGCCGAAUGGGGAUACUAUACACAAGUUCUUAGUUGUCAAUAAGGACCGUAUCUUCAUGGAGAAUCUUGGAGCUGUCAAAGAGCUAUGCAGAGUAACUGGAAACCUGGAGUCCCGUAUCGACCAUCUGGAAAAGAUUAACAGAAAAUUGUGCAAAAUUAACAUUCUUCAGAGGAGAGACAGUGCUCGAUCUAAUAUUAGCAGCGACUCCCACUUCUCAGCCAUAUCCUCCUCAUCAAAAUCCUUCUAUAGCGACGGCAACAUCUCCAUAGACCAAAUACGAGACAUAGCGCGCAACAUCCGACGACACGAAUGCUGCCACAAACUUAGUCACAACUCCCCUAAAUACACAAGAAAACAAUGUAAAACCUGCCACGAUCCACGAAACUACUCUAAAUACGGAAAAUUCUACAACUACAACAAAACCUGCGUCAGAUACCAUAAAGAAGAAAAGCACGAAUGCAAAUUCCCGCCUUACGUUGGCACUCUAGAAUCUGACGUUCAGAAAAUCUCAGAUGACAGCACGAUGUCGAAAAAAAAAGAUACGUGUCUGUGGUUGAAGGAGGAUUUUGCGCCUGGCAAUACUAAGCUGGCGUUUUGUUGUAAAAAGGAAUACAGUGAUGCCAGCAGUGAAUUGAUUUCGAAUAAGUUUUUGCAGAUCGUCAUCACGAUUUUGAUUUUCAUUAUGGCUGUUUGUUUGGUGGUAAUGUCCGCGUUAUACUUCCGCGAACAUCAAGAGUUGCUAAACAUGAAGGAGAACAGACAGCACGAAAAAUACACGUACUACAACUAUAGAAAAGAAAACAUUCCUUACAGAGCUACGCCUCCAGACUUGAACCAAAUACAGAAUUUGAAAUUCUCACAACAUGUGCCUUCGAAGAAAAAUGCAAAAGAAAAAGGCCCACACAAAACUACGCAGGAGUUCCCAACCACGCCGUCCACAGAAUCUUUGCGCACCAUCGCGUCUACUCUCCACGCUUCUAGAAACUAUGUCCGGGAUGUGCUAAACAUGGACGCUACACACUCGCCGCUGGACCGCGCGAUCACCAUUACAGCAACUGCAGAUAUUGUUGGAAAACUCGCAAGUGCUUGCAGCUUUUCUGCUAACUCUGAAAACGAUCUGUACGCUGAAUGCCAGGAUUUGGAAUAUAUUUCAAGAUGGAUACAAACGAUGUUGUCGCCAUGCAACCUGGAACCUCCACAAGCCUUCGAAAAUCAGGAGCCUUUGGAACGCAAACCAGAGCUGAAUGAUACCUUCCGACCCCCAGAACCUCCAGUAAAGGAUAACAAACUUCCAAACAUCCCAGUGAUACCAGAAAAAAAUGCCACAGAACCUCUAAAGCAAGAUAAUGACUCUAUCCAACGCUUCAAGAAAAUACCCGAUGAAAUAAUGGCUGAAAACACUUUGCUGGAUCCUAAUAAGUUGAACCAGACGGAUAACUUGACUGGGAGAGUGAGAAGGCAGAUAGGAAAACGAAUGAGGAAGAGAGAGGCGAAUGAAGCUUUGUCAGCUUCGAUGCGCAGCUCGGAGGAGAAUUUGGAGCAGCUAUCUGCAGAAAAAUACCCUGUUACCUUCGGUAUCGCAACGCAGUCGUUUACGAACGACUCGCUCUUCACUGCAAUGGUAACGUCACACAUGACGUACAACAUCACCUACACCGUCCCGCUCUCUCACUGCCUGCAUGACAAGGACAUCGAUAUAGUUAUUAGGUCACCUCACCACCAACUCAGCGAGGUCCGCCUCUGCGACCUCCAAUGUGACGAUGCGGACAAAAAAUGCCUCCGCGUCCGCGACGACACGAAACCGUUCUUACAGUACGGUGCCUGGGUGUUCAGGAUGCCAUUAAGCUGCAAAAUGGAUCGAAUGCUGAGGAUCAGAGCUUCGUUUGCGCCUAAUAAGAAUAUCUGCUUUGCCUCGGACCACAUAUCGUCGCUCCUGGUCUACAAUAUACAUGUUUACAGAGAUUGUCAAUAACUGAUGUUUGUCAUAAUAGGUGUUUGACAUAAUUUUUUCGUUUCGGUUAGCUUGUGUUUGCGUUUAUGUGAAGUUUUCUUAUGGCGAUCUAAUAACAACACUGGCCAACGUUAGUAACUUUACAUUAUUAUGUUGAGUUUAUUAACCCUUUUAACGCUACAUCUAUCGUGCUUGGCGCGUCAUUGUGAACCGUGUCGGCAUGCACCAAGGUUGAUAUUGGGCUGCAGCCGAGCGCGUCAAUUGACGUCUUUGGCGGUCAAAGGACCUUCAUAGAAAUAUAUUUUUCAAUGGUUAAAGCAUUUAAAGUUCAUAAUGACAUAUCUUUAAUUAAGAAUCUCGGUUGAAUCUAAAAACGUAGUGAGAAAAAUAUUUGUGCCUACUUGUUUUUUACUGGUAGUAAACCAAUCAUCUUCACAGUCUAAGAAAUUUGUUUAGGAUUCAUAUUUACUUAUUUUAAAUAUUUUUAAUAAUGAUAAAGGUGUUUAUUUGACGAAGUUUUUAUUAUGUAAUUAAAAUUAAAUUAUGUAUAUUUUGGUCGUAUAUUUUAUGUGUUUUGACUUAUGAUUCUAAGGUUUAAUGUCACGUGUUUUAGUCACUCGCGCGUCAUUUUUCGGAGAGCCUAAUCUGAGAAAGGAGACCUAGGCUCUCCGAAACAUGUCGCGCAAGUGACUAAAUCACUUGAGUUUAAACCGUAAAAUUAGUUUAAUGUUAGUAUGUCUCAGGACAUUUUAAAAUCGAUUACUUAUGAUUCAAUAAUUAAAAUUAUAAUUUUAAUGAUAGUAGCGAUUACUAGACAUAUUUUUCUUAUGUAAGUAUAAUGAUAUUUCGUAAGUAAUUCAACACAUUCCAAAAGUGCAAUUAUAUUUAUUAUGUCCGUCCUGUAGGCUCAGAUACUGAAUGCGUAUUUAUUAUAUACAUAUUUAUGGAUAUUCUCAUAAAUUUGUAACUACAUGAAUCUCAUAUAUUACAGAUUUAUAGCCUAAAUAUUGAGGUAUUCAAUCUUUAAAUUAUUCUUAUUUAUAAGAACUUAGCAUUAAUUAUAAAUGAAAUUUCAUUUGAUUUUCUUUUACAGAUAGUAAAAUGUACAGCACAUUGCGAAUUGACCUUAUACGAAGCAUAAACCGCCUAGGUGUAUAUUUAUUACAAUUUUUGUUUUAAUACAUUUUUUUACAUAACAUUUUGAUGCAUACAUAUUUUUGACGAAAUAAGACAGUAUUUCUAUAUAUUUUAAAAAAUGUCAAAUAGUUUGACAUUAUUUUGAAUUUAUUUUCAUGAAUUUGUUACAUUUUAAGAUUGAUGGUAUAAUAUUUAAGUCAAUUGUAAGUAAAUAAAAUUUGGUGGUAGCUUUUUAUUUUACUUGUACUUUACAGUACAUAUAUGUAGCUUUUAAUAUGUUUUGUUUGUUAUUGAUAAUCGUUUACGUAUAUGACGUAUUUUACAGCUUUAUUGUUAUUUUAAGUGUAUUUUGUUUUAGACAAAACGUAUUAUAAAUAAUAUUAAAUACUCAUUUUUGGUAUUUUCUCUGAUUUUCUUCACUACAGAUCUCUGAAAAUAUCACAUAAUUGUUUGAAAAAUAGCUCUAUAUUUCAUGAUUUUUGUGCUUUAUAUUUGAUGUAAUAGAGUACACUUUACGAUUGUAAUAUACACAUUCCAAGCCAGUACUUAACUAGAAAAUAAGUAAAUUGUAAGUCCAAUUCCAGUUUAGAGAAAGUAGUGCCACUAUCGUUUAUACCAACAUAACAUAUUUAUUAAAUAAUAUGUCGGUUAUUUUUAAAAACAUUAAAAUAAUUCUAAAAAACACAUUUAAUUUGAGGUAAAAUAGGAUUCUAUUUUUUUGCUCAACUGUUUUUAGUAGUAUUGAAACUUUUAAUUCCUAUUUUUGACAUAAAAAUAGGUUAUGGCAACUUCAAUAUUAUAUAAUCUUUUGAAUAACCAGUGUCUUUAAGAUAAAAUCUUUUUUUCAAAACUGUGUUAAGAUUAAUUUUACGUCUUGCCAUAUUUUAGACUUUAUAACAAAGUAGGUGCAUCACUUUGUAUUACGACUUAGAAUUUAGUUAUCAUAAUUAGGUCAAACAUAAUUAUAGCAAGCAUUUUUAUAAGAUGCUGAUUUGUUUGCUCCACAUUCCCAUAAAAUUGAUGUGUCGAGGUUUAUUUUUGAAAUUAUUUUUAUUUUAAUAUUUAGUAUACUAGUAAUAAUGAUAGAUGGUAAAUUUAUUUAUGUAAUAAUAAAGUUUUAUUGUCUUUGUAGUGUUAAGUGUCCACAAAUUUGUAUUGUUAAAGAGACAUAAAUAAAACGUAGUAGAGUAAC
Cydia pomonella (codling moth) is the source of this 6088-nucleotide messenger RNA. RefSeq lists its product as uncharacterized. Gene Ontology annotation, molecular function: sequence-specific DNA binding; DNA-binding transcription factor activity. Lineage: Eukaryota; Metazoa; Arthropoda; Insecta; Lepidoptera; Tortricidae. The transcript has 23 exons. Bases 283 to 3780 code for a protein of 1165 amino acids. Gene Ontology annotation, cellular component: nucleus; endoplasmic reticulum membrane. The record is from RefSeq and is a predicted model, not a curated record. Gene Ontology annotation, biological process: positive regulation of DNA-templated transcription; protein autoprocessing.